Messenger RNA from Populus euphratica (Euphrates poplar), 1001 nucleotides. RefSeq names its product GDSL esterase/lipase At5g45960-like. The record is from RefSeq and is a predicted model, not a curated record. The transcript has 5 exons. Bases 1 to 855 code for a protein of 284 amino acids. Gene Ontology annotation, molecular function: hydrolase activity, acting on ester bonds. Lineage: Eukaryota; Viridiplantae; Streptophyta; Magnoliopsida; Malpighiales; Salicaceae.
AUGGGUUUGGGAAAGCAAAUAAGAGCUUCAUAUAUCGGUAUCAAAGAGUCUAUACCUCCGUAUUUAGACCCUACUCUUAGCAUCAAGGAGCUUAUGACUGGAGUUAGUUUUGCUUCGGCUGGCUCCGGAUUUGAUCCUCUUACACCAAAAGUGUCCAAUGUGAUCGGCAUACCAAAGCAACUGGAGAACUUUAAAGAGUAUAAAAAAAGACUGGAGUCCGCAAUUGGAACGAAAAAUACCGAAAAUCAUAUCAACAAGGCAUUGUUUAUCGUCAGUGCUGGCACGAAUGACUUCGUUAUCAAUUACUUUACUCUGCCAAUCCGACGAAAAAUCUACUCCCUCUCAGAUUACCAGCAAUUCAUCCUGCAAAAAGCCACGCAAUUCCUUCAGGAUUUGUUUGAGCAAGGAGCAAGAAGAAUCUUAUUUAGUUCACUACCUCCAAUGGGUUGCCUGCCAGUCGUCAUCACCAUGUUCUCGAAGCAUGCCAUCUCAGAACGUGGUUGUCUUGAUAAUUAUUCCUCCGUUGGACGGCAGUUCAAUCAGUUGCUACAAAAUGAGUUAAAUCUCAUGCAAUUUCGAUUAGCAAAUCAUGGUGUUAGGAUCUAUUUAACUGAUUCGUACGUAGCUCUGUCCGACAUGAUUCAAGGGCAAGGAAGGCCUGAAUUUGAUGAAGUAAGCCUUGGCUGCUGUGAAACCGGUUACUUGGAAACAGCACUCUUGUGCAAUCCAAAAUCAUUUCUGUGUCCUGAUGCAUCAAAGUACGUAUUUUGGGAUUCAAUACAUCCCACUGAGCAGGUAUACAACAAUGUUUUCAAGUCCCUUCGUCCAAUAAUUGAUGCUAUCAUCAGGGACUAAAAUUCAUUUAUUUUUCAUCAUAGAGAAUGUUGUGGAGGGGAAUUUCCUAUUUUUUUCUCGUUCCUUUACGGAAAUUGUAUACAAUCAGAAGUCAUCAUGUAUGACCAAUAAUAUUUAAUGGAGAAAAUAACUAUGCAUGUGAUAUG